This is a messenger RNA of Knipowitschia caucasica, 348 nucleotides long. NCBI's taxonomy places the organism in Eukaryota, Metazoa, Chordata, Actinopteri, Gobiiformes, Gobiidae. The record is from the annotation of a GenBank genome assembly.
AUGAAGAGUCCUGAACCAGCUUACCAGGGGGUUGCCAAGGUACCACGCCAAUCCCCCACAACCAUUCCGCCCCUUUCUGACAUGGUGCUAUGGCUGCAGGUGAGUGCAGACCAAUACAAUGUGUUUGUUGAACCUCUGCCUAAUAGUGAUUCAGAGUGGUAUGUGGGACGGACCCUGACGAGGCUCAGCGGUGGCCGGGUCCCAUCCAGAGUGACUGCCUCGGACAUCAAAGGAGAACAGGAAAUGGUAUUGGACAGUGUGGCACCGGACAUUAUUGGAGUAGCCAUGAGGCGUUUGAGGACUGACCUGACUGCAGAUGAAGAGUCUCACCCAGUUCUAUCUCUAUAG